CAAAAAUAUCAUGAAAUUGCGCUCAUUACAAAACAAAAGGCAAAUAUUAAAAGGAUUAUAAGCUAUUAAAUAAAUAAUGAAGAUGGAUGAUAAAAGAUUCAAAUUACUACUCGGAGUGCAUUAUUUAGGUUCAACAAGUAUUAAUAUAUAUAUAUGAAUCAUCUAUAGACUACUUUGCCUCCUCCACUAAAAAAUCGACAAUAAAAAGAUGUGUUUAAACAUAAACAAUUACAUAAGAUUGUACUUAAAAUGAGUAUUCAAUACAAUCUCCUUAAAUUAUUAAGGUAAAUGAUUAUAAUAUUAUUCCUCUUAGAAAAUCAAGACUACUGCAGAUAGCACUCAAAACACAUAUGAAGAUAAUCUAUAUUGUCAUGAGAAUCUCAAAAUUGAACAUUAUGUGCAUAUCAAUUUUACAAAUACAAACACUAUCAUUCCAAAUUAAAAGUAGUUCUAUUUAAUCAAUCCAAAUUAUAUCUAAGAAUUUAAAGAAAAAGAAUAUAACUUUAAAACUAGAGCAAUCAUACUAAAUAGAAUUUUAGAAAAUUGUAUUAAUAUUAACAAUCCCUAUUUUCAUAAAGCCAUCUAUCUAUUUGAUCUAUUUCUAAGUAAGAUUAAAAUUAAAACAAUCACAAAUCAAUAUCAAUUAAGAUUCCUAUCUUUAGCUAUCAUUUUUGUGAUCUCUAAAAUGAAUUCUGAUACUCCCAAUAUUAAUCUACUACUUUCAUAAUCAUCACUCAAUAUUACCAAAUAACAAUUAUUAUCAUAUGAAAAAUUAAUCCUUACAGUUUUAGAUUGGCAUAUAAAUCCACUUACAUUAUAAGAUGUAUUUUAUGAGGUCCUUUUAACAUUUUAAGUAGCCUUCCCAUAAUUAAAUAUUUAUAACUCAAAUCAACAAUUAAAUCUUAAAAUUCAAAUCAAUCAAAAAGAUAUGAAAAUUAUCAACCAAAUACUUAAUGUUAUUGUCUUAGAUCAUAAUUAUCUAAACUAUUAUUUAGAAGAUCUUUCAUUUUCAAUUUUGUAUGUCAUAUACUCAAAAGAACUCAAAGAUAAUCAAUUUGAAGAUUUUUUAAAAAACCAUAAUAAAUCCAAGUUACAAAUCUUGAAUUCUAUUAAAUUUGUAGCCAAAUUUAUUAGAGUUGUUUAAUAAUUGGUAAUUUAUUUAUUUUAAUUUUAGAAUGAAAAAUAGUUAGACAUAAAUUCAUUAGAAAUACUCAAGCUGGUUUGUGAAUGA
Molecule: messenger RNA, 1231 nt
Organism: Paramecium sonneborni
Lineage: Eukaryota; Ciliophora; Oligohymenophorea; Peniculida; Parameciidae
Source: the annotation of a GenBank genome assembly